Molecule: messenger RNA, 4506 nt
Organism: Ctenopharyngodon idella (grass carp)
Lineage: Eukaryota; Metazoa; Chordata; Actinopteri; Cypriniformes; Xenocyprididae
Gene: kcnh7a
Product: potassium channel, voltage gated eag related subfamily H, member 7
Exons: 18
Coding region: 427-4047 (1206 amino acids)
Biological process (GO): regulation of ventricular cardiac muscle cell membrane repolarization; membrane repolarization during action potential; regulation of heart rate by cardiac conduction
Cellular component (GO): membrane
Molecular function (GO): inward rectifier potassium channel activity
Source: RefSeq, a predicted model, not a curated record
GUGUGAACUGUGCCCUCCUUCAGGGCUUCUCUCGCGCAACACAGAUACCGUUUCCUCGCGCAUCUCCUUGCACAGUGUCGCGCGCAAAGCGCGAGGGCCCCUCGCAGAGAGACAGACGUCACUGCUGUCAGUUUGUGGACGUUCGUCACAUUGGUGGGUUUCAGUUCGAUUGAGAUGCUGCUCAAAGCGUCCUCACAGAGCGCCUCGUUUUCUCGUCUUUCGUUUUAAACGACGACUAACGGUGAAGACCAAAACGGGAAUGAAUCACGGAAAGCGACAAUCUAACGGUGGAAAGAAGGAGAAGACGUCGCCGGAAUGACCCCUCACAAAGAGACGCGAUUCCUCGCGCUGCGCUCGUGAAGCUCAUUCAAAGGAUUCAAAGGGGCGCGCGAUCGAGCGGUUCUCGCGCACAACCAGCCGUCAAUUAUGCCGGUGCGACGAGGUCACGUCGCUCCACAGAACACAUUUCUCGGGAUUAUUAUCCGCAAAUUCGAGGGUCAAAACAAGAGAUUUGUCAUAGCCAAUGCACGCGUCCAGAACUGUGCCAUCAUCUACUGCAAUGAUGCCUUCUGUGAGAUGACAGGGUUUUCCAGGCCGGACAUCAUGCAGAAGCCGUGCACCUGCGACUUCCUGCACGGACAGCUGACCAAGCGGCAUGCUAUUGCGCAGGUAGCACAGGCUCUCAUGGGCUCGGAGGAACGCAAAGUGGAGAUCACCUACCACCGCAAGGACGGAUCAGACUUCCUGUGUGCGACACACAUCAUUCCAGUGAAGAACGAAGAGGGUGUUGUCAUGAUGUUCAUCUUGAGCUUUGAUUACGUGCUAAAGGAGGGUAGCAUGGAUUCACUAGACCGACUCAACCACACCUCCCCAUCCAAACAAGAACAAAGAAUGGAUGGAGAGGUGUGCAGGAAGAAAUAUGGAGAAGGCAGAGGAAGAGAGAAAGAAAAAGGACGUUUCUUCCGUUUUCGUCUGCCUGCGCCACUAAGCAUGCUGGGAGUGAGUAAGCAAUCCCUACCCCAAGAAGACCCGGAUGAGGUGACCAUCCAUUCGGCUGAUCAGAAUGAGAAACGCUCUUCUUGUUCGUCAUCUCUCUCCCUUUCCCUCUCUCCACGUGAACUCCAUCCACCAACCGGUGAGAGCUGUAGCCCCUCCUACGGAAACGACACCCGGGCUCUGAUUGGCCAGAGUUAUCUGGGGUCAUGCUCGCCGAUCUCAGGGCCACAGGAUCACUCGUCUCCACGGGUCCCCUGGGAACGGGUGGACCCCCAGGAGCCUUUGCCGACUGCAUCCAGGAGGGCAUCACAGGCCAGUAUGUGCACGUUUAGGAGAGCAUCAUCUACACAAGAUUUAGAAGGACUUAGCACGCACACACAGAGGACGUACCGUGAUCGCCAUGCUAGCGAAGAUAAUGGGCGUAGUAUUAAAGUGUCGCGCUCUUGGAUGGCUGGGGGUCCAUUUAAUCAGAUCAAGUCCAGCCUUCUGGGCUCCACGUCUGACUCAAACCUCACUAAGUACAGCACCAUCAACAAGAUCCCUCUCAUCACUCUGAACUUCUCAGAGACAAACAAUGACAAGCGGGCAUCAUCUCCGCAUUCCUCAGAGAAAACCAUCAUCGCACCAAAGGUCAAAGAUCGGACACACAACGUCACAGAGAAGGUCACACAGGUGUUGUCGCUAGGUGCCGACGUGCUUCCAGAGUAUAAGCUUCAGACACCACGCAUCAACAAGUUCACCAUUUUACACUACAGCCCCUUUAAGGCAGUCUGGGAUUGGCUGAUUCUGCUGCUAGUCAUCUACACCGCUAUUUUCACACCCUACAGUGCGGCCUUCCUGCUCAAUGACCUGGAGGAGGAGAGGAGACGUGAGUGUGGUUAUUCCUGCAGUCCUCUCAAUGUGGUGGACCUCAUAGUGGACAUUAUGUUUAUCGUAGACAUUCUUAUCAAUUUCCGGACUACGUACGUCAACGCCAACGAGGAGGUGGUCAGCCAUCCGGCUAAGAUAGCUGUGCAUUACUUCAAGGGGUGGUUCUUCAUAGACAUGGUGGCAGCCAUACCCUUUGACCUGCUCAUAUUUGAGGCAGGAUCAGAAGAGACCACGACUCUGAUUGGACUACUGAAGACUGCCAGACUGCUCCGAUUGGUCCGAGUGGCACGGAAGCUGGACCGUUACUCAGAGUAUGGGGCGGCUGUCCUCAUGCUCCUCAUGUGUAUAUUUGCGCUGAUUGCUCAUUGGUUGGCUUGCAUAUGGUAUGCAAUCGGCAAUGUGGAGAGGCCCUAUCUGGCGCACACGAUUGGCUGGUUGGAUAAUCUGGGCAUGUCCAUUGGCAAGCAGUACAACGUCAGUGACCGCUCCUCGGGCCCCUCAAUCAGGGACAAGUAUGUGACAGCUCUGUAUUUCACAUUCAGCAGUCUGACCAGCGUGGGCUUUGGAAAUGUGUCGCCAAAUACCAACUCAGAGAAGAUCUUCUCCAUCUGUGUCAUGCUCAUUGGCUCUCUGAUGUAUGCUAGUAUCUUUGGGAAUGUGUCUGCUAUAAUUCAGCGACUGUACUCUGGAACAGCUCGGUACCAUCUGCAGAUGCUUCGGGUCAAAGAAUUCAUUCGCUUCCAUCAGAUCCCUAACCCGCUGAGACAAAGACUGGAGGAGUACUUCCAACACGCGUGGACUUACACCAAUGGCAUCGACAUGAACAUGGAGGUACUGAAGGGCUUUCCAGAGUGCCUGCAGGCUGAUAUCUGUCUUCAUCUGAAUACAAGUUUGCUCCAGAGUUGCAAGGCAUUCCGUGGAGCAACCAAAGGAUGUCUGCGAGCACUGGCGAUGCGCUUUAAGACCACCCAUGCCCCACCAGGUGACACGCUGGUGCAUUGUGGGGACGUUCUCACAGCCCUCUACUUUCUCGCCAGGGGAUCCAUCGAGAUUCUGAGAGACGACAUAGUGGUGGCUAUCCUGGGUAAGAAUGAUAUUUUUGGAGAGAUGAUUCAUCUGUACGCCAAGCCAGGGAAAGCCAACGCAGAUGUUCGAGCGCUGAGCUACUGCGACCUGCACACCAUCCACAGAGAGGAUCUUCUGGAGGUCCUGGACAUGUAUCCUGAAUUCUCUGACUACUUCCUGUCCAAUCUGGAGCUCACGUUCAACCUGCGCGAUGAGAACACCAAGGGUGCCACGGCUCCUCACAGGAACCUUUACACGGCCGUGAGUGACUCCGACACUGAAGACCCUGACGUCAGGACUAAACCCUGCUUUAAAAGGAACCACUCUUCAGGUUCUCCGAGCAGACCGAGCGGGACAGACCGGGAGAGGGGAAGAGAUCGAGAGGUUCGCACAUUGCCUGGAGAGGAGGAAGAGGAGAAGGAGGAAGAGGAGGGUGAGGAAGAGACAGCGAGGCCUUUGAGUUUGGGUCAAUCCCUUCCUUACAACCUGAACACCAUCCCUGACACAUACACUAAAGAUUGUGUUGAAAACAGUCUGUUCCAUAAAGAUGUGCGUGUUGAAGAAUGGCCUUGUGGGAAUGCAGAUGACUCAGCGAAAUCUCAGGACAGAGAAGGAGGAGACGACUGUGAAAGUGACAUCACAUUUGGUGAAAUGGAGCAAAGACUGGAUCUACUACAGGAACACCUGAACAGGCUGGAAGCGCAGAUGACAUCGGACAUCCAGGCUAUUUUACAGUUGCUCCAGAGGCAGAGCGCUCUGGGACCUCCAGCGUACAGCACUGUGGCCGUCAGCCCGGAGUACCACAAACCCGUGCAGCCCGUCACCGCCAUACAGACACAGAGUCCUGAUCUAGAGAACGCCUACAAAGCCAAAGACUCCACGCCUGCCGUUGCCAUGGAGAUGACCUCUGAUGUCAGCACGGCAUCUCCGUUGGUGACAGACCCGGAGUGGGAGGCGGAGCUGAAACCACUGGAAAAUGAGCCUUCUGCGUCACAGCAGCCAAGAUCUUUCCAAAUGUCAACCAGACAAGCGUCUCUCCCAGAUUCGUCACCCGGAGGCGGAUUGACGCCGGGUCUCCACAGGCCCUCCUCUGAUCCUGGACUUCCAGGGCAGUAACAUAAGGUCAAAGUUUUUGAUGGUAAUGAAGCAGAGUACAGUAAGAGCAGUGUUUAAUAAUGAGGUUUGAGUUCUAAUAUUCCUCAUAGAGGAAUCACUCCUGUAUGCUUUCAUGUAACUAUGCAUAGACAGAACAAACUACAGUAAACUCAGCCUCCUCCCUUCAAAACAACCGCAGCUCCAGCUAGACUCAGGGUAGAGAACAUGAAACCGAAGAGUCAUAUGCAAAGAACCUUCCAUGUCCCUUAUAGUUACCUUCAAAAAUGUUGUAGUCAAACAAAAGCAGGUGAACAGAUGCAUUAAUGCAGCACGAAUCAGUUUAAAGGUUGUUCAUAUUUGUAAAUAAUAUAUAAAUAGAGCGGUGUUCAGGAAAUAACGUACUGGACAUACAACCAUGUUAAUGAAAGAAAGAUGCAUGCUAGGGCAAAAAAAUGCAGUGUUUGUUUAUUUUUUUGCAUG